This is a messenger RNA of Centruroides sculpturatus (bark scorpion), 525 nucleotides long. RefSeq lists its product as uncharacterized. Bases 1 to 525 code for a protein of 174 amino acids. Lineage: Eukaryota; Metazoa; Arthropoda; Arachnida; Scorpiones; Buthidae. The transcript has a single exon. The record is from RefSeq and is a predicted model, not a curated record.
AUGGAAAUUGAAAUUAGGGACAGAAUUAUGAAAGGAAGAUCUAUGAUAAGAAUGUUAAAUGGAUUCUUACGGGAUAAACAAAUCUUUAAAACAACAAAAAUAAACAUAUAUAAAUCAUUAGUUCUAAGUGUGAUAACAUAUGGAGCAGAAGUGUGGGUAUUAAAUUCAACAUUUAAAUAUAAAUUAGAAUCCACAGAAAUGGACUUUUUGAGAAGAUCCGUUCGAUGUUCAAAACUAGAUAAAGUUAGAAAUGAGGAUAUUAGGAAAAAUAUGGAUUGUCAAAACUCUAUAGUUGAUUGUAUCCAUAACAAACAAUUAACUUGGUAUGGCCAUGUUCGGAGGACGGAAGAAGAUAGACCACAGAUAUUGAAAUGGAUUCCGGCAGGCAGAAAGAGGAAAGGAAGGCCGCGGACUACAUGGAUAGAGGAAGUAACAAAAGCUAUGGAGCACAAAGGAUUGACAGAGGAAGAUUGUCGAGACAGAACAGAAUGGAGAAGAAAACUUUGGGCACAGGAAGAUGCUUAA